Molecule: messenger RNA, 1589 nt
Organism: Medicago truncatula (barrel medic)
Lineage: Eukaryota; Viridiplantae; Streptophyta; Magnoliopsida; Fabales; Fabaceae
Product: mitochondrial phosphate carrier protein 1, mitochondrial
Exons: 7
Coding region: 216-1136 (306 amino acids)
Biological process (GO): mitochondrial phosphate ion transmembrane transport
Cellular component (GO): mitochondrial inner membrane
Molecular function (GO): phosphate transmembrane transporter activity
Source: RefSeq, a predicted model, not a curated record
UGAUUUUGGGGCAAUAAACUCUUCUAGCUUUGCGAACGGCCUAAGAAGUUCCAACAAAAUGGGGGCAUUUUUUGACUUUUGAGGCAAUUAACAUCAAGCAGAAAAAGCAUAAAAAAUCAUCUUUUCUCUUUUUUCAAUCAAAACACGUGAAAGAGUUCAGUGAAGGAAUAAAUGGAGCUAACAGUAACGUGAUUUUUACACUGAAGAAAAGGAUCAUGGCGGCCAUGGAAGGAGGAAUCUCACAGGAAUUAACGCCAAGGUAUUAUGCCCUUUGCACCAUUGGAGGAAUGCUCAGUGCUGGUACCACUCAUCUUGCUACCACUCCUCUUGAUGUUUUGAAAGUUAACAUGCAGGUGCACCCUAUUAAGUAUUACAGUAUUUCGUCAUGCUUUACUACGUUAUUGAGGGAACAAGGGCCUUCUGUCCUGUGGAAAGGAUGGACAGGCAAGUUCUUUGGCUACGGUGCUCAAGGAGGGUGCAGAUUUGGUCUCUAUGAAUAUUUUAAGGGAGUUUACUCCAAUGUAUUGGUAGACCAGCACAGAAGUCUUGUAUAUUUUCUUAGUAGUGCAUCUGCUGAAGUAUUUGCCAAUUUAGCUCUAUGUCCAUUUGAAGCUGUUAAAGUCAGGGUUCAAGCACAACCUAGUUAUGCUAAGGGCAUGUUUGACGGCUUUCCAAAGGUAUAUGCAGCUGAAGGCGCACGAGGAUUCUACCGUGGACUUGUUCCACUUUUGGGUCGAAACAUUCCAUUUUCCAUGGUUAUGUUCUCAACAUUCGAGCAUUCUGUUGAUUUUUUGUAUCGUAAUGUUGUCAAAAGAAAAAAGGAGGAAUGUUCAAAAACUCAACAACUUGGUGUGACAUGUUUAGCUGGAUAUACCGCUGGAUCCGUUGGUAGCUUUGUUUCUAAUCCUGCUGACAAUAUAGUAGCUUCUCUUUAUAACAGAAAAGCCGAGAGUCUUGUUCUGGCUAUCAGAAAGAUUGGGCUAGCCAAUUUAUUUACCAGGAGUCUUCCUAUUAGAAUGUUGCUGGUUGGUCCUUCUAUAACUUUGCAAUGGUUUUUCUACGAUACUAUCAAAGUUUUAGGUGGACUGCCAACCAGUGGUGAAGUUGCAACCGACUUGGAAGAAGGGUCUGGCUAGAUUUAGAGAAAUAUUCUGCAGUCACAGUUUUUUGUUGGCUGUGUAUGAUUACAAGACAUUUUAUUGUAUGUAUACACAGGAGUAGUUUGCAGAAGUUUUGUUUUCUUCUUAAAUUUGUCAUUAUAGUCUUUCAUUAAGUUUGUAGAAAUAUGGUUCAGAAAACUCAAAAUGUUUGGAUGAGAUGGUCUAAAUAUUUUUGAGCUUAGCUAGUGGUUUCUGUUCAAAUCCAAUUCUUGUGAAUGCAACAAUGUCCAACUCUAGGGGAAGAACUUUGCUACCCUUGUUGUCCUAUUUGACACGAAAGAUUAGUCUUUGCAGUUGCCGAUGAAAUCAUAUAUGUUGGAACAUCUACUAGAAGUAAUGUAUCAUACUGAGAUACAGAAAGAACAAAAAUAUAAAAGAUUUAUUAGCAAUGCUUGUGCUGGCAAGUUACCAUUUUUGGUUUUGGCCAUA